Messenger RNA from Penicillium pulvis, 1392 nucleotides. RefSeq names its product CCCH zinc finger protein. The transcript has 4 exons. The record is from RefSeq and is a predicted model, not a curated record. Gene Ontology annotation, molecular function: metal ion binding. Bases 1 to 1392 code for a protein of 463 amino acids. NCBI's taxonomy places the organism in Eukaryota, Fungi, Ascomycota, Eurotiomycetes, Eurotiales, Aspergillaceae.
AUGGAUUCUUCACCAUAUUUGGAUCGCUAUCGUCAGAUCGGCGCGCUCGAUCAACAGAAGAAUCAGCUCAUUGAGGAACUUCUUCAACGAGUCACCGACCUUGAAAACUCCUUCCAGCGCGAGAAAUUGGACCAUGAACGCGAGACACGUUUCAACCGGGAUAUCCAGCUGCACGAAAUGGAGCUCAUGCAACAGAUAUCCCAGAUCAAGAAUAUAAUGGACCGAGAACCGUUCGUGGUGGUACUCCUAGAUGGCGAGGGUAUAAUUUUCAAGGACGAGUUCUUGCAGUUGGGUGAAGAGGGUGGCCGAAAUGCCGCUACACAGUUUUACACGGCCAUGCACACAUACCUGUUGCAAAACCUGCCGAGUGUCAAUGUGCCCAAGAUAAUACUCAAGCUCUACUUGAAUGUGAAGGGUUUCACAGAGACAUGUAUCCGGAGUGGGAUUCUCGCGGAUCCCUUGACGGUUCAUGAAUUUAUCCGCGGGUUCAAUGAGACCAUGUCAUACUCGGAGAUUAUUGACAUUGGCAGCGGCAAGAACAGGGCCUAUGAUAAAAUUCAAGAGAUGUUCCAGGUCUUCCUUUACAACUGCCAUUGCCACCAGGUUUUCGUUGGUUGCGCCUCAAAUACCGAAUAUGCCCAGUUCCUCGAAGAGACAUUGAAUGAUGGAGAUCUUACCGGACGUGUGUCGCUCGUGGAAGGUGUGGCAUUCGACAAGGAACUGGAUGCGGUGAAGGGAUCAUUUCGGACUGCCAAGUUCCCUGAUGUCCUGCGUUCAUCCAAGGUGGCACCUAUCUAUGUUGCGCCCUGGAAGAGCAGCUUGCCCUCUCGGUCCUUGCUCACCCCAUCACCGUCGCAGCAGCUACAGAACCCUCCGCCCUUGUCCCGCACUUCCACCAACACGAGUGCUUCAGGCCUGGGCGCACAGCCAUUAGCGCCAACACCGAAUACAAACAACGAAGCCCCCGACUUCCAGGUUGUUCGCUCCAAGGGAUCUGGCUCGUCACCUCUCAAGACAGUGGAGCGAAAUAAAUACGGACAGCGAGUGGACCGUCUAGAUUUCAAGAGCAUCCCUCGGGAUGACCUGAAUCGAUUGAAAAAGCUCAAAUUGUGCAAUUAUUACUUCCUCCUUGGGGAAUGUCCCAACGAGGAGAACUGCUAUCAUGAUCAUGAUCGCAAAUUGACCCGGCAAGAACUCCAUAUUCUGUCUGCCAUCGCGCGGAUGACCCCCUGUCGCUUUGGACUGGAAUGUGAAGAUCCUGAAUGCAUUUACGGACACCGUUGCCCGCAGAGUGAGCCGGGCAAGAAGACCUGCUUCCGAGGCGAUAGUUGUCGUUUUGAGCCUGUGGCCCACGGCAUCGACACCAAUAUCGUCAAGGUGACCAAGAUCUAA